CAUUCAUUAUUUCUCUGCAGACUUGAUUUCUCCAUCUUAAUUUUAUUUAUUGAUUCAAUCAUGAGGACACUAAGCUCGUUGAUGCGCUACUCAAAGGUUUUAGGAACUGCUAUAAAGCCUCAGAACUGCCUAAGAGCUCUGAGCACCAGCACAGUUCGAUCAAGUGACACCCUCAGUGUGCAUCGGGACACUCCUGAGAACAACCCUGAUACUAAGUUUGAAUUCACUCCUGAAAAUAUGAAGCGUGCCGAGGCCAUCAUGAGCAUCUACCCCGUGGGGCACAAGAAGGCGGCCGUGAUCCCUCUGCUGGAUCUGGCGCAGCGUCAGCACGGCUG
Molecule: messenger RNA, 335 nt
Organism: Hyalella azteca
Lineage: Eukaryota; Metazoa; Arthropoda; Malacostraca; Amphipoda; Hyalellidae
Product: NADH dehydrogenase [ubiquinone] flavoprotein 2, mitochondrial-like
Exons: 5
Biological process (GO): mitochondrial electron transport, NADH to ubiquinone
Molecular function (GO): NADH dehydrogenase activity
Source: RefSeq, a predicted model, not a curated record